Messenger RNA from Mucor mucedo, 1251 nucleotides. RefSeq names its product ankyrin repeat-containing domain protein. Gene Ontology annotation, cellular component: ciliary inversin compartment. Gene Ontology annotation, molecular function: protein binding. The record is from RefSeq and is a predicted model, not a curated record. Lineage: Eukaryota; Fungi; Mucoromycota; Mucoromycetes; Mucorales; Mucoraceae. Gene Ontology annotation, biological process: protein localization to ciliary inversin compartment. Bases 1 to 1251 code for a protein of 416 amino acids. The transcript has a single exon.
AUGCCUACUAUAUUAACACGAACAUUUGCUUUAUUAAAUAACAUCAAGCCUCCAACUAUAGAGGAAGAUAGUACAUCCAGUCAUAUCUUGGACAUAUCAAACAUUCAAAAAUACACAUCUACUCCAGAUAUAUCUAUAUGGAAAGCAGCGGAACAAGGCAACUUAGCUGCUCUCUUAUACUACGUUCAGAACUCCAGUGUAGAUCCCACAACGCUUUUGAAUACCCGAGAUCCAGACACAGAUUGCACUCUACUUCAUUUAGUUGUUUCAAAUAGCGCCAUUGAUACCUUACCUAUUUUAAAGUUAUUGUUAAACAAUGGCGCUGAUGCCACUGCUCGUAACGUAUAUAACGUUCAAGCCAUUCAUAUGGUAUCCUUACAUUGUCCUCAUCCUUUGGAGCCCAUUAAGCUCUUAUUGAAUCAUAAAGUUAGUCCUAACGCCCGGGAUGGCGAUGGAUGGACUCCUCUUCAUUAUGCUGCUAGAUUUUGUCAGCCACCGGAUGAAAUAUUAAAGUUGUUGAUAUCCAGAGGUGCUGAUGUUAAUUUGACUGACGCUGGUCAUAAGUCACCCCUUUUCGGUCUUCUAGCAAAUGGUGAUUUGACAACGGCUUUGGAUUAUCUUAUUCAUACAGCAAAAGCAGAUGUCAGUAUCCGUGGAGACUUUUUGGACCAAGCCAGUAGAAAAACAAAGCCAGGGACUAUUAUUUUACAGGCAGCCAAGUAUGGACGUAUUGAUUGUUUAUCCAUGCUCAUUCAAAGUACAGUAGCCAUGAACCAAUUUCGUAGAGUCAUUGAUCGCGACGAAUUGGAUCACGCUAAUUAUCUAGUCAAGGAUCAGCAGUCAAGAUUACGUAAAAGCGAUGGCACGGAUACUCACAUCCAAAAAUUGGAUUUGAUAUUGUCUCUUUUACAGGAACUGGAAGAUACUUUAGAAAGGGAUCCAUUAUCAUUAUUAAACAUAAGAAAGCUUAAUGUGACAUCUACAAUGACGAUAGAGCCAUCAAAAGACGGUCAGAAGAUUCAGCGAAGACAUACACUCAUGGUGAUGAUAGAUUCUAUGCGCAAAAAAAAAAGUUCGAAUACUGGUCAAAAUGCCCCAACGGUACAAAGAAAGACAUCCAACACUAGUAAGCUACUCAGAAAGAUGAGCCGAAUCAUACGAAGAACGAAAAGCGAAAAUAAUACUGCUACUAGCAACGCCACUGUUAUCAACAACAUAAACGAGAACAAGUCUACUGGUCCCAGUCGAUAA